AUGAACGGCCUAUCAUUUUUCACAUUCUCAAUUAUCUUCUUCUUGGUCUCGGCAGCUCUCGGAUGGACUGAGCUUUCCUUCAUAGCCAACAACUGGAGAGACAUUAUCCUGGUGCUGAAUGCGUUCGCUUGGUUGCUUACAGGCCUAGCCUUUCUAAAGGGGCGCAUUGCUCCGUCAUAUAAAUAUGAUAACAAGGAGAAUGAUUCAUACAUCUCCGAUAUCUGGCGAGGCAUUGAACUGCAUCCUCGGUUCGGCGCAGCAUGGGAUCUCAAAAUCUUCCACAACGGACGCUGGACGAUGACCGCACUCGCCAUGAUAGAUAUAUCCUUCGCAGCCCUCCAAUGGGAAAUGCACGGUUAUAUAACGUACACGAUGAUAUGCGUACUGCUACUCCGGAACAUUCUCAUCGUCAACUUCUUCACAAAUGAAGAAUGGUAUCUCCGUAGUAUGGAUGUAUGCGACGAGCCCUUCGGAUUCUACUUCGCGUGGGGAUCCGGUGUUUUCUUCCCGACAAUGUACACUUUGCAGACGCAGUAUCUUGCCCUGAACCCCGUCGAGCUUCCCCUCACUCGUAUUAUCUCAAUAUUUUCCCUCGGAGUCACAGGUUUCAUCGUCUACUAUGUCGCCACAGAGCAAAAGAAUGCAGUAUGCGACAUGACGAGUGCCAAGGAGAUGGGACACGAAAAGGUGCAGUUUGUUCGUGCUUCGUAUACGACGACUGAUGGGGUCGGGAGAGAGUCACUCUUGUUGUGUAGUGGGUUGUGGAGACAUAUCCGACAUCCCAAUUAUCUGGGCGUAUUGAUAUUGACAUGUACUAGGGAUGAGAGAAACUGUCUGAGGAAGUAUGGCAAGGAUUGGGAGGUUUAUUCCAUAUACACGUUUUACUUGGUAACGUUUACUAGUAGACUGUAUCACUACGAAGGCUUUUGGAACGGUCAAACAUCUGGUUUGAAGAUAUGA
Messenger RNA from Aspergillus pseudonomiae, 960 nucleotides. Its product is annotated as ergosterol biosynthesis ERG4/ERG24. Bases 1 to 960 code for a protein of 319 amino acids. The record is from RefSeq and is a predicted model, not a curated record. Gene Ontology annotation, biological process: cholesterol biosynthetic process; brassinosteroid biosynthetic process. The transcript has 7 exons. Gene Ontology annotation, molecular function: 7-dehydrocholesterol reductase activity. NCBI's taxonomy places the organism in Eukaryota, Fungi, Ascomycota, Eurotiomycetes, Eurotiales, Aspergillaceae. Gene Ontology annotation, cellular component: endoplasmic reticulum membrane.